Molecule: messenger RNA, 999 nt
Organism: Drosophila sechellia
Lineage: Eukaryota; Metazoa; Arthropoda; Insecta; Diptera; Drosophilidae
Exons: 2
Coding region: 419-562 (47 amino acids)
Source: RefSeq, a predicted model, not a curated record
AAAGCCGCAGUCGCGUCAGCAACGUCGAACUGAAAAGAACGCGACUUUUGGACGGGAAAAGCGAAUGCGAAGCGCAAACGACGAAAUAUCACGCAUACGCCGCGUUGGACCGAAAAGAGUUGCAAGUGAAGUGAUAUAAAAAUAAACUGAGGGAGAAGAGUUUACGCCUUGGCUCGUUAGUGGAUUUUUUGCCUUUUUGGGCAGUUUACGAGCGGCUCAGCAUAAAUUGCUGGUUCCACAUAAUCUACCUCCGCCUCCGUUGCCCAUUUCCCAUUCGCACGAGCGUAAUGAGGCAAUGAGACGGGGGGCAGCCGGAAAAGCAACAGCGGGAAACUCAGCCGAGGAGCCAUGACAUCUGGAGUCUGCCGGAGUCUGGAGCUUUGGCCUCUGCCCGAGUGAAGAGCCCCAACCCCCAGCGAUGCUGCGCGAUAUCUUUCUGUAUUUAGUUCUAAUCGUUUUAUUUUGCUUCAUUUUCAUGGCGCAGUUAAUCGUCAACGUUUACGCCUUCCAGCGUCAGCCGUCGCCCCACAAAGCGGAGCGCAAUGAAAUUAUAUUUGUCUAGAAAGGAGACAAGCUCCCCCAACCCACAGAGCCCCCAAGAGGCACAGAGAACAAUGCUUGCAAAAAAUCAUUCCAAUGAAAAUAUGAUAUUAUCAAACAUAACUAAGCAAAAUAUAUCCUUAAAACAUACUUGUCUGGAGACUGUAUAAGCCAUUAGCUCAAUAUUCGUUUUUACAACGAAUAGUUCAUAAUAACUAGGAGUUAACUUGAUUAAUAGGCAUAUAGAUCACAUAGCAGGUGCAAGAUAUCAUCUUUUCUUGCGGUGCAGCUUUGAGGAGGAAAAGAAGGCAGGAAAAUGAAGACGCUACAAAAGCAAAGGCUACAAGUCAAGUCGCGGUGGUUUCCAUUUAAUAAGAAAGGGAACUCAACUAGGUUCAACUCUCAGUUGAGUGAGAAAAGUGGGAAAAGCGCAGGGAAUAGGCGGGGAAAUCCAGGGAA